AUGGUUAAAUUUUUGCAAACAGUUGGCCAAAUAGGUCCUAGAAACACCAGAAUAUUGGCAGUUGUAUCAGGUGCUAUAUUAUUCUUUUACGUUUUUGCAUUCCAUUUUGGUGGUGAAUUACCAAAUGUGUCAGCAAAGUCAUACUCCCAAGCAGUCUCACCAAAGGAACAGUUCCUUAAAGAAAUUCAAGAACAACCAUUAUAUAGAUUAACUGGAUUUAAUUUGCAGCCAUCAAAUCCAGGUCGUAUUCCUUACAAUACAACUGUGCUUAAACAAUUACACAAUAAAGUCACCUAUGACCCUAGUGAACCUAUUCCUAAAAAGGUCUGGCAAAUGUGGAAAGUUCCACUUGAACACCCUGAAUUCCCAGCUGAAUACAGAAAGUAUCAUCAAACUUGGCUUGAUAACAGUCCUAAUUACGAACACAUUUUUAGAACUAAUGCCGAGUACGAUAAGUUAGUAAAUGAAUUAUACGCUGAUAUCCCAGAAGUUCUCCAUGCAUACAAUAUCUUACCUCAAACCAUUCUUAAAUGUGAUUUCUCAAGAUACUUGCUUUUAUACUUGUAUGGUGGUAUUUAUUCCGAUUUGGACACCAUUUUAUGGAAACCAAUGGACAUUUGGAUCACUAACCAAACUACAUACUUGAACAGACCUCUUGACCCAGGAAUCAUUGUUGGUAUUGAAAAUGAUGUUGGUGCUAGAAUUAAUAACUGGACUAUUCUUUCCAAGAAGGGACAUCCUAUGAUUGCUGAAAUGAUUAAUCAAAUCACUGAACACACCUUAUGGAGAGAAAAAACCGGUCAAUUAAAUGCUAUUUUCAAGAGUGUUGGUGAUAAUGUUCUUGAUUGGACUGGUCCAGGUAGAUUUACUGACUUGACUUUCAAGUAUUUGAACAAUGUUCUUCAAACUGAUUUUGAUCACUUUGAAACCAUUAUUGACUACAAGUAUUUGGAAAAUAUUAGACUUCCAUUUAUUUUGAGUGACAUUAUGGUCUUGCCAAUCAAUUCCAUGCGUGCUGACCAAAAGCCAGAAGAAGAUCCAUUAGCAUAUAUCAGUCACAAGUUUGCCGGUGUCUGGAAGACCCAACAACAAAAGGAAGAUGACAGAGAAGAUAAGCCAUAA
Spathaspora passalidarum NRRL Y-27907 is the source of this 1122-nucleotide messenger RNA. RefSeq names its product glycosyltransferase family 32 protein. Gene Ontology annotation, molecular function: alpha-1,6-mannosyltransferase activity. Lineage: Eukaryota; Fungi; Ascomycota; Pichiomycetes; Serinales; Debaryomycetaceae. The coding region runs from base 1 to 1122 and encodes 373 amino acids. Gene Ontology annotation, biological process: protein N-linked glycosylation. The record is from RefSeq and is a predicted model, not a curated record. The transcript has a single exon. Gene Ontology annotation, cellular component: mannan polymerase complex.